GCCUCGGCCGCCAGGAAAACGCCUCUACCCUUUUCAAAAAUACCCGGGAAGUUCUUCCGCCCUCAGUAAAGAUGGCCGUAACACUUGGCGUGAGGAAGGCGGGGCUGCGCCUGCGCAGCAAGUUCGGCGGGGAAGAUGGCGGAUGACAAGGAUUCUCUGCCCAAGCUUAAGGACCUGGCGUUUCUCAAGAACCAGCUGGAGCGCCUACAGCAGCGUGUGGAAGACGAAGUAAACAGUGGUGUGAGCCAGGAUGGCUCGCUCCUGUCCUCCCCAUUCCUCAAAGGCUUCCUGGCCGGCUACGUGGUGGCCAAACUGAGGGCAUCAGCAGUAUUGGGCUUUGCUGUGGGCACUUGUACUGGCAUCUACGCAGCUCAGGCAUAUGCUGUACCCAAUGUGGAGAAGACGUUGAGGGACUAUCUUCGGUCACUGCGCAAGGGGCCCGACUAGCUCUGGAUCCUGUGGGGGAGGCGAGAUGAGCAGCUGGGGCCUGCAGGUAGAGGCCUUGAGACCACAGAUGCCCUAUCUAGCUUCCCCAGCUGUCACCCAUUUGCUAUCUCCAACUUGUCCACUGCCAUCCUCCUCGCUUCCCGUCCUGCAGAGGGUGGACAGUGGCUCAUCAGCCAGUACCUUGGACUCCUUCCCCCCAUAACUGCCUAGACUGGCCCCAAGACUGUGGCUUCUAGGGCCACCAGCCCCUUCCUCUUCCAGCCCUGACUGUGGAGUUUGCAGCUGACGCUGGUCCUCAGUUUCUCUCUGGCGAUGUACCACGGCUCCUCCCUCCAGGGAGCCAGCUCCAUAACUUCAUUUUCCCCAAACAUGUCUCAAUCCCUACUG
Messenger RNA from Manis javanica (Malayan pangolin), 834 nucleotides. RefSeq names its product SLC35A4 upstream open reading frame protein (gene SURMIR). NCBI's taxonomy places the organism in Eukaryota, Metazoa, Chordata, Mammalia, Pholidota, Manidae. The record is from RefSeq and is a predicted model, not a curated record.